This is a messenger RNA of Folsomia candida, 715 nucleotides long. RefSeq lists its product as uncharacterized. The coding region runs from base 23 to 715 and encodes 230 amino acids. The record is from RefSeq and is a predicted model, not a curated record. NCBI's taxonomy places the organism in Eukaryota, Metazoa, Arthropoda, Collembola, Entomobryomorpha, Isotomidae. The transcript has 3 exons.
UGAGAGAAAUAAUACUUUAAAGAUGAUCAUCCUACCACAAAAAAUUUUGAAACUGAUCAACGAUAGCAUCACAUUUUCUUCGAUUUGCAGAACAAUUCCAUUCCGAAGGGUCAAGGACGGAAAUAAUUCAACAAUUUACAAAACAUAUAUUCGUACACCUUCUCUUAAAUCUGGCGCUCCGAUUAGGAUGUUAACGUGCUGGAUAGUUUUGCUCUUUCAAGUUUUUGCUGGAUCUUUCUCAACCUACCGCUUGAUUUGGGCAAUCUUCUUUCUUGGAGGGUUUGAACACGUUCCGGUUCUUGAUAUGGGAUAUGUCGCCUAUGGAUCCUUUGGUUUUGGAAUUGGUGCCAUUUUUCUAGUCUCCAUUUGGUGGAAACAUAACGAAUACUUGGCCUUUCUCAAUUUACUGGUCAAAACCCCCGCCAAAAAUGACAAAGGAAUAGACGACACUUUCUCUAAAAUGAUUCCCUGGAUAGUUCCUGCAGCUUAUUCGCAAUGUAUGUGCAAUAGCAUUCUCUUUAUUAAGAGGAGUAACGGGGUUCAGUACUUCUGGGGAAUUUUGAACCCGGCGUGGCAAACCGAUACCAUUUUUGUGUUGAGUGCGUUGUACGAGUUUGUUACGGCUUUGAAUUCCUGGAAUAGCGCACUUUUCGUUUUCUUUACAUACUCCUGUUACACGCAUUAUCUUGGAGUGUAUUUAAAGAAAUUGGGGUAA